This is a messenger RNA of Ramularia collo-cygni, 534 nucleotides long. RefSeq lists its product as uncharacterized. The transcript is spliced from 2 exons. NCBI's taxonomy places the organism in Eukaryota, Fungi, Ascomycota, Dothideomycetes, Mycosphaerellales, Mycosphaerellaceae. The record is from RefSeq and is a predicted model, not a curated record. Bases 1 to 534 code for a protein of 177 amino acids.
AUGUCUUCUCCACCCGAACCGUCGGGCACGGCUGGCACCUUCAGACUCUUCGACCUCCCUCGUGAAAUUCUACUACACAUCAUCGAUCUCGCUGUCGUUCAGAGCGAGCCAAUCGUCAUCAGAAUAAUCUAUUACCCCGACAACAGGUCACUAACAUCCUCUCAAAGGGCAUACAGGGCCUUGAUGACGGGUGAGAACCAGCCAGCAAUAUCCAAGACGUGCCGCGCUUUGCGGAAAGAUGCUAUCAAGGCUUUCUACAGACUUAAUGAGUUUCAGGCCGACCACUGCACGCACUCUGAUCAUGAGUAUUGGCCCGUCUUUCGAGACUGGCUGGACAGGAUUGGUGCCAAUCGAAGAUACUUGAGAAACUUGCGUACACGCGACUGGAUGUCGUACAAUUACGGGCCAGUGGGUGGCUCCGAUGGAUGUUUGGAGCGUUGUCGGUCCAAGCUCGGAGCGAAAGGAGCUGUCAUCACAAAGGUGGAAGGGGAGGAUUACACAUGGAUGGUCUGCUUCCCCGAGGUCACGGAUUAG